Molecule: messenger RNA, 198 nt
Organism: Pterocles gutturalis (yellow-throated sandgrouse)
Lineage: Eukaryota; Metazoa; Chordata; Aves; Pterocliformes; Pteroclidae
Product: dispanin subfamily A member 2b-like
Exons: 1
Biological process (GO): negative regulation of viral genome replication; host-mediated suppression of symbiont invasion; response to type II interferon
Cellular component (GO): plasma membrane
Source: RefSeq, a predicted model, not a curated record
AGGGACCGCAAAGUGCUGGGUGACUACAGCGGGGCGCUGAGCUACGGCUCCACCGCCAAGUACCUGAACAUCACCGCCCUGCUGCUCAACAUCUUCUUCGUCAUCCUCAUCAUCGCCCUCCUCGCCAGCGGCACCAUCGUCAUGACCAAACUCUUCAACUACCAGCAGGACCAGCACACCUACCUCGGACCCACCUAG